This is a messenger RNA of Chara braunii, 1470 nucleotides long. The record is from the annotation of a GenBank genome assembly. NCBI's taxonomy places the organism in Eukaryota, Viridiplantae, Streptophyta, Charophyceae, Charales, Characeae.
ACCGGACGGCCCGUCGCGAAGCUGCUGGCCCCCCGCCCGCCCCCCGCCCGCCACCCGCACAUGCAGCCGGUGUGUCGCCAUCACCGCCAGUGAAGCGGGGAGCCAUCGCUGGUCGUUCGACUGCAGGUUAUCAACGAAGCAUUCACUGCGGAUGUUUGAUCGCGCGUGAUGCGCGAUAGAGAGAUAUAAAUAGAAAUAGCGAGAACCGAGUUCAACGUUCACUUAGGGUAUACGCAGUCAUUUACACUGGCGUGGCGACUGCGCGUCGGUGACCGGGAUCCGGUGCUUCCCAUUUCUCAUCGACCCGGUUUCGACGGCGAGGAGGAGGAGAAAGCAGCACUGAAGGCAGCUAUGGCGACGCGAAGAAGAAACAGACUGGGCUUGUGUGUCCUGUUGGCCAUUGCUGUUUUCGCGGCCAUCGCCAUCGUUUCCAUCGACGCGGGCACGAAGACGAAGACGAAGUCUCCUCCUUUGGACGAGAUCACGCACAAAGUGUACUUCGAUGUGACAAUUGGCGGGAAAGAUGCCGGAAGAAUCGUUUUCGGACUCUUUGGGAACACGGUGCCGAAGACAGUGGAAAACUUUCGUGCGCUUUGCACAGGAGAGAAGGGCGCGGGCAAGAAGUCGGGCAAGCCGCUCCACUACAAGGGCUCGCCUUUCCACCGCAUCAUUCCAGGGUUUAUGAUUCAGGGCGGGGAUAUUACGAUGGGCAACGGAAUGGGAGGCGAGUCCAUCUACGGAGAGAAGUUCGAGGACGAGAACUUCAAGCUGAAGCACACAGGAGCAGGCAUCCUGUCGAUGGCGAACGCCGGAAGAAACACCAACGGCUCUCAGUUCUUUAUCUGCACAGUCACAACCAGCUGGCUCGAUGGGCGACACAUGGUCUUCGGCAAGGUGCUCAGUGGCAUGGACGUGGUCUAUAAGAUGGAGUCGGAGGGAUCCCAGGAAGGCACGCCCAAGAGCAAGGUGUUCAUCUCCGACAGCGGUGAACUACCUCUUUGAGGUGUUGAUUCCCCGUGUUUCGGGGAGAGCUAACCUCCGACAUGAAUAUAGAAGACACACACACGGGUUCACGCGCACGUGCCAAAUGCCCCUAGGUCUGGGGGUUUUGGGGGUAGACCCACUCGAAAGGUGGUGUUCAUAGCUCGUGUGGGGGAUGGGGGUAGUGAGGGUUUUGGGGGUUUUGGGGGUUUUGAGGGGUUUGUUGGGGUUGAGGAUGAGCAGGUCGUGUGGGUGAUGAGGGGAGCGAGGGUUUGGGGGAUGAGGAUGAACAGUUAUGGUAAUAGAGUCGAGUUUGGCGACGGUGUGCGCUGAGAUUGCUUAUGCAGAAGGCGGUGUGCGCUGAGAUUGCUUAUGCAGAAGGCGGGGGGGGGUGUUGGCUUUUAUAUGUUGGGCUCUGCUUGUGCCUGAGCUUCGAAAUAUCAGAUCUUGUUGAGAUUUUUGCGGAUUAAAUAAAAAGAGCGGCUGUCU